Messenger RNA from Tachysurus fulvidraco (yellow catfish), 1369 nucleotides. Its product is annotated as E3 ubiquitin/ISG15 ligase TRIM25-like. The record is from RefSeq and is a predicted model, not a curated record. NCBI's taxonomy places the organism in Eukaryota, Metazoa, Chordata, Actinopteri, Siluriformes, Bagridae. The annotation marks the transcript as partial. Gene Ontology annotation, molecular function: zinc ion binding. The transcript has 5 exons.
CCGGUCGGACGUGACCAAAAGGAGCCCAUUUGGGCGGGAACCAGCCCAAUCUGGCAACACUGGUCCGAGCUCCUUUUCUCUAUAAAGCCACACCUCCUCUCUCUGUUACACAAUAACACACUGAACCAGGAAGUUCAUUUCAGAGAAAACAAAACUUAUAGAACUCUCUCUCUCUCUCUCUCUCUCUCUCUCUCUCUCUCUCUCUCUCUCUGUCUCUGUCUCUGUCUGUGAGUUCGAGAAAAUGGCAGAAACCAGUGAUCAGGAUCAGUUCAGCUGUCCAGUGUGUCUGGAUCUCCUGAGGGUUCCAGUGACUCUACAUUGUGGUCACAGUUUCUGUAAGGUGUGUAUUAAUGGCUGCUGGGAUCAGGAGGACGUAAAGGGAGUCUACAGCUGUCCUCAGUGUAGAGAGACUUUCACUCCAAGACCUGUUCUACGCAGGAACAACAUGCUGGCUGAAGUGGUGGAGAAACUGAAGAAGACUGAACUCCAAGCUGCUUCUCCUGCUCACUGUUACGCUGGACCUGGAGAUGUGGAGUGUGAUUCCUGCACAGGGAGAAAACACAAAGCUGUCAAGUCCUGUCUGGUUUGUCAGGCCUCCUUUUGUGAAGAUCAUCUUAAACCUCACUAUCAGUCUCCUGCCUUUAAGAAGCACAAGUUAGUUGAAGCCUGUGCAGAGCUCCAAGAGAAGAUCUGCUCUGAACAUGACAAACUGAUGGAGAUCUACUGUCGUACUGACCAAAGCUUCAUCUGUUACUUGUGUACGAUGGAUCAACACAAAGGCCAUGAUACAGUUUCAGCUAAAGCAGAAAGAACUAAAAAACAGAAUGAGUUAAAGGAGGAUCAGAUAAAAUCCCAGCAGAAGAUCCAGGAGAAGCAGAAGAAGGUGCAGGAGCUGAAACAGACUGUGGACAUUAUUAAGAUGCGUUCACAGGCAGCAGUAGAUGACAGUGAGAGGAUCUUUACUGAGAUGAUCAGCUCCAUGGAGAAAAAGCGCUCGGAGGUGACGGAGCUGAUCAGAGCUCAGGAGAAAGCUGAAGUGAGUCGAGCUGAACGACUCCUGAAUCAACUGGAGCAGGAGAUUGCUGAUCUUAAGAGGAGAGUCACUGAGAUGGAGCAGCUUUCACACACACACGAUGACAUCCACUUCCUCCAGAGUUUCCCGUCUCUCUGUGUUUCUCCUGGAUGUGACGACUCACUCAGCUUCACUGUCAAUCAACAUCUCUCAUUUGAUGGAGUGAGGAAAUCUCUCUCAGGUCUGAAAAAACGAGUCGAGGAAAUCUGUGAGGAAGAAUUCAACAAAAUCAGACCAGAAGCUGCAGCAGUUCAGAUGGUUUUACCUUCAGAACCAAAGAGCAGAGAAGAUUUUCUG